UCUUUCAGUGUUACAUAACGAAUGUUCCCUUUACACAUGCAAUUUGUUAAUGCCAAAUGCAGUUAGCAAAUUCUGGAAUUCACUCAGUGCAAUACGGUAUAUAUAAACUUAAAAAAAUGUCAGGACUGAUAGGGCUGAAGACUUUUGAAUGUCCUCAUGGCAGCUCAACUUAUGAACUUAUGUGCUAACCCAUGAUUUUCAAAAUUGAAAUUAUUAUAAAUUUACAAUUUCCUUUGUACGGCUGGUCCCACAUCCAGCCUUACUGAGCCUUGAAAACAGUACACCUGUGCUAACCCAUGAUUUUCAAAAUUGAAAUUAUUAUAAAUUUACAAUUUCCUUUGUACGGCUGGUCCCACAUCCAGCCUUACUGAGCCUUGAAAACAGUACACCUGCCAAGCUGCCCUUUUCCUUUCAGAGCUUUGGAUGGAAAGAGGGGAAAGGAGAAAUUCUCCAACCAGGCUCCAGUAAGUGCCACCUACAGUAGUUAUCAUUAAAGCAAUCAAGCCAGCAAUUAAGCCAAUCACCCCUCCCAUCCCACUCCAUGGUAGUGCUCCCUGAGCUGAGAGAGGAAGGCUCUCACCUACCACCCACUGUCUCCCGCUCGCCGCCACCGAUGGCCGCAAUGCCCCCGCCGACCGUGGGCUUGGCCGUCCUGGUGCUCUUAGCCGCCCUGCCGGGCUACCUGUCGGAUGACCUCAACACCGACGCGCAGGCGCUGCAGGGGCUGCGCGCGGCGGUGGGGCGCUCGGCGCUGCCGUCGUGGAACAGCACCACGCCCACUUGCCAGUGGCAAGGCGUGACCUGCGAGAACGGUCGCGUCGUCGAGCUCCGCCUCCCCGGCGCCGGGCUCAUGGGCACCCUCCCCUCGGGCGUGCUCGGCAACCUCUCCGCGCUCCGGACGCUCUCCCUCCGGUACAACGCGCUCACAGGCCCCAUCCCCGACGACCUCUCCCGCCUGGCCGAGCUCCGGGCGAUCUACUUCCAGCACAACAGCAUCUCCGGCGAGGUCCCGGCGUCGCUGUUCACGCUCAAGAACCUCGUGAGGCUGGACCUCGCGGGGAACAAGUUCUCCGGCGAGAUCUCGCCGGACUUCAACAAGCUGAUCCGACUCGGGACGCUGCACCUCGAGGACAACGACUUCUCCGGCGAGAUCCCGAACCUGAACCUGCCGACAUUGGAGCAAUUCAACGUGUCGUACAACCAGCUCAACGGGUCCAUCCCCACCAAGCUCCGGAAGAUGCCGAAAGACUCGUUCUUGGGCAACACCGGUCUCUGCGGGGGCCCGCUCGGCCUUUGCCGCGGCGAGACCGCGCUGACGCCGGCCGGAUCGCCGGAGUUCCAGCCGGGUGCGGCCGGGGCCGCUGACAUAGGUGGCGGCAAGAAGAAGCUCUCCGGCGGCGCCAUCGCCGGCAUUGCCAUCGGCUGCGUGUUCGGCGUGUUUCUCUUGCUUGCGCUGAUUUUCUUCCUCUGCCGGAAGAGGUCCAGCGCGCCGCAUUCAGCGGCGGCAGUGGAGAAGGGGCGGGACCUCGGCAUGGCGCCCUUGGAGGUGAAGCCGAAGGGACAGAAUGGCUCAGCCGGCACAGGCGGCAACGGCGUCGCUGCUGCGGCGGCAGUGCCAGCAGCCCCCGCCGCCGCCACGGCUGCGGCCAAGACCGGCGGGUCCACCGGGUCUAAGAAGCUCAUCUUCUUCGGCCCCAUGGCGGCGGCUUCGCCGUUCGACCUGGAGGACCUGCUGCGCGCGUCGGCGGAGGUGCUGGGCAAGGGCGCGUUCGGGACGGCGUACAAGGCGGUGAUGGAGAGCGGCGCGGCCGUGGCGGUGAAGCGGCUCAAGGACGUGGACCUUCCGGAGCCGGAGUUCCGAGAUCGCAUCGCGGCCAUCGGCGCCGUGCAGCACGAGCUGGUGGUGCCCCUCCGCGCCUACUACUUCAGCAAGGACGAGAAGCUCCUCGUCUACGACUACAUGUCCAUGGGCAGCCUCUCCGCCCUGCUGCACGGGAACCGGGCCUCCGGCCGGACGCCGCUGGACUGGGAGACGCGGUCGGCGAUCGCGCUCGCGGCGGCGCGCGGCGUGGCGCACAUCCACUCCACGGGCCCCACGGCGUCGCACGGCAACAUCAAGUCCUCCAACGUGCUGCUCACCAAGAACUACGAGGCCCGGGUGUCGGACCACGGCCUGCCCACGCUCGUCGGCCCGUCCUUCUCGCCCACCAGGGUGUCCGGCUACCGCGCCCCGGAGGUCACCGACAUCCGGAGGGUCUCCCAGAAGGCCGACGUGUACAGUUUCGGCGUGCUGCUGCUCGAGCUGCUCACCGGCAAGGCGCCCACGCACGCCGUCGUCAACGAGGACGGCCUCGACCUGCCGCGGUGGGUGCAGUCCGUCGUGCGGGAGGAGUGGACCGCCGAGGUGUUCGACCAGGAGCUCCUCAGGUACCAGAACGUCGAGGAGGAGAUGGUGCAGCUCCUCCAGCUCGCCAUCGACUGCUCCGCGCAGCACCCCGACAGGAGGCCCGCCAUGUCCGAUGUGGCGGCGCGGAUCGACGAGAUCCGGCGCUCCAGCCUCGGCGGCCACCGGCAGGCGGCCGACAGCGCCGGCGAAGGCGACGAGCCAUCUCUAUAACCGGCAUGGCUCUUGCUCCGAGUCCCCCGAUCAGACUUCUCAGUCUCAGUGAAUGGAAAGUUGGAACUUACUUGGUUCUUUGCAUGGAUAUUGCUCCCUCGCCUACUUCUGAUCCACCAGCAACUUGUGCAUGUUUUUUUUCCUUCUUUUUUUCUCUUCUUUUUUCCCCAUUUUCUUCUUUUUUGGCCUUUUGUCUCACGGGCUUUGAUUCUAUUCUAUAGCACAUGUCACUGUACUCUUUGAUUCUUGGGAAGGAACAUUUGAUGAUGCCUGUACGUACGUACCUAAGACGAAAACCAUUAUAUUA
Molecule: messenger RNA, 2924 nt
Organism: Phragmites australis (common reed)
Lineage: Eukaryota; Viridiplantae; Streptophyta; Magnoliopsida; Poales; Poaceae
Product: probable inactive receptor kinase At1g48480
Exons: 2
Coding region: 542-2617 (691 amino acids)
Biological process (GO): protein phosphorylation
Molecular function (GO): protein kinase activity; protein binding; ATP binding
Source: RefSeq, a predicted model, not a curated record